Stereum hirsutum FP-91666 SS1 is the source of this 2991-nucleotide messenger RNA. RefSeq lists its product as uncharacterized. The coding region runs from base 1068 to 2669 and encodes 533 amino acids. The record is from RefSeq and is a predicted model, not a curated record. NCBI's taxonomy places the organism in Eukaryota, Fungi, Basidiomycota, Agaricomycetes, Russulales, Stereaceae. The transcript is spliced from 3 exons.
UUUGUAUCCUCUCACUCCUUAUAUUCAAAUAUCUGUGUUUCCAGGUCUCUGUACAGUCUAUCUUUAAUGUCCAACCACGAUCCACUAGCCUCCAACGGGCACACCCACCUCACACCGAUUUCCGUCCUGCCGAACACCAACACUGCGGACGAGCUACGUGAUGCAAGACGCGAGCUUACACUUCUUAGACGACAACUUGCUCGUGCUGAAGAAGAUCACAAGAAAGAUGUCGCUCGGCUACAGGAACAUCUGAACGAACAGAUCCAUCUUACCGAGGUCGACUUGAAGGAGGCGAGGAAGGAGAGAGACGACUUGUUGAUGCGGGGAUCACGGUCGCCGAUAGCGGAGGUGGAGAGAGAGAAGGAGAGGGUGAAGAAGGAAGAGGCGGAGAAAUUAUCGAGGGAAGAGGAGAAGAAGGGUCUGGAGAAUACUGUGGAGAAUCUGACGGCGCGGGUAAGUGAGUUAGAGCGGGAGCGGGAUGCAGAGCGGAGUCGGGCCGUGAGGCUAGAUCGGCUUGCCCAGGAGUUGAAGAUGACGUCUGAGAAACUGUCGUCGGAGAAUAGUCAGCUGGUGAAGAUAAACGGUGAGCUUGUUGAUCAGGUCGAAGCGCUCAAGAACGAGAGGCGCGGUCUUCGAGACGAACGAGACAUGGCGAAGGCUACUCUGGACGUCGUCCAAGCUCAACACGAUGGCUCAAUCGCUGACCGGGACGAAUUGACGCGGGAACGGGACGACCUCAGAAUAGAACGAGAUGACUUGAGGGCCGAGCGUGAUGAAUUGUUCGUUAUUCGGGAUGAACUUACGGCUGAGCGGGAUACACUUCUGGAAGAGAGACAGAUACGAGAGACUUUGCAGGCUGUGUCUCCAUCAACAUCCGCUGAACGCGUCCCUUCGCCGACUGCUGGCCAGAAUCCUCAACAGGACUCUACUCCACCGAACACGAACGCCACCCAACAUCGAGUAAAGAUCGAACCUGGUAUGUCUAUUGUCCAAAAAUCACUAACUUUUCCUCUUGCUUUUGGACGCGUUGACGAUUGGCCGUAGAAACGUCUCAAAUGCCGUCAUCGAUGCCUCCUGCGUCUUCCCAUGAGCUACCACCACGACCGGCCUCGUCACAGACCUCGGUCGGAUCCAUGCAGAAUUCCACUCGUCCAGGUCCAUCGCCCCGUAAGCGCAAGCGAACUCAACAUAAUGAUCGUAAGGAAGAUUCCUUGAAACGACACUUUGUUCCUGCGCGCCUUGAGAGACAUCAAACUCUCACCUCCGACGCCAUGCAUAUCGAUUCGUAUUCCCAGGCAUCGCAACAGUCUCUCCUGCCCCAGGCUCAACCUCAGACUCAAGCGUACGCUCAACCUUUAACGCAAUCGCGUUCCCUGAACUCGAUUCAAACCGAAGCUCUGAGCGAGCAACCAACUCAAGCCCUCAGCCAACAAGGAAGCCAUAGCCAAGUUCUCGGUGAACAACAGAGUCAAGUGCAAUAUCCGCCCGCCUCUCCGCCCCCGUACGCCCCUGAAGAACCCGGCUCAAUCUCUGUCUCCAUGAUCCCGAACCAGUACGACCAAUCCAUGACGGUCAAGCCCGAUCUCGAAUCACGCCUCGCGGACGCCAACUCGGAGGAAGAUAUGGUCAUCUCGCCAAUCAUCUCGACGAGGGAGGAUAUCGUGAAUGAGGCUCAUGUUGCCGGGAGAGACGAAGAAACUGACAUAGAUUUCGUUCGGAGAGUAACUCGCGAAGAGCGUGAAGGGCAGCGUGGUAGGAGUCUGAGCAGGUCCCGAAGGGACGACCGUCAGAGCCCACGCCCGAGUCCCAGUAAACGCGAUCUUCAAUCUAGACUAACGAGCCGGACGCCAUCGCCCGCAAAUCGUAGUAAUGGCAACAGGACGCAUCGCCGCCCACCGUCUAGGACACCUUCGCCCGGUCCUCGUCACCUUCAUCGGCUCCCUACAACUCGCGACGUUUCUCCCUACGAACGAGGACGGACGCGGGAAUUCGACCGUGGUGGACGAGGACACCAACCUCCCACCGCCCCACUUUCGUGGCGCCGUUCGCCGCCACACCCGCCACCUACUCAACCCGCUGCGUUCUAUGCUCGUGAUCGUGAUCGUGAACGGGGACGGGGACGUGAGAGGGAACGGGAUGUCUCGCCGACGUCUCGACCUUCGCAGUAUGCACUUCCUCCUCCCGCGCACGACCUACCACCACAUCCGAAUACACAUAGGCUUCCCCCUCCAUCACUCCCCGCUCCCCCGUUGCACCCUCAGGGUUACAUACCGACAUCUCCAAGUACGACGAAAGGGUAUGGAGGCGCAGCCGGAGGCGGAGGUUACGGCUCUCGUGGACCAGCAUCUUAUGCACCAAGCACCUACUCCCGCGGCCGAUCCAAAUCGAUGUCAAGGUCGCGCUCUCCUUCGCGGUCCGGGUCCAGGUCCAGGUCGGAGGAGAGAAGAUUUUGGGAGAGGGAAGCGGAGAGGAACAGGGAUGGCCAGUUGAGAGAGCGGGACAGAAUGAGAGAGAGGAGUCGGGCGUUGGGGUUCGACGUCGGUAUGAGGUAUGAUGACGAUGAUGGUUAUUAUGCAGGGACAGAGGCGCCGACGGCAUGGAAUGGUUAUAGGCGUGGCGCGGCGGGAGACUGGGGGAGGGAGGACACUAGUUGGAGGCCGAGGUAUUGAGGUGGUUGGAAUAGUGUCGUGGGGAGAAACUAAGGCAGUUAUUGAAUGGGGUCAGAGGAAUGUGUAGUGGCGAUCAGAAUGGGUGGCGAACGUUCAAGGAUGGGUGAUGCCGAGUGUGGCGUGCAAGUACCAGUAGGAGUUGUUAUUGCUUCGAUUUUCGAUCUCCAUUCUACAUACGUUCGGUUCAUCUAGAGAGGACGGUCAUGCCACAGAAGUUUGGAUGGCGCGUUUCCCUUGAUUACGGACGAUCCACACGCUCGUUCAUGUUCAUAUAUGCUGUUUCCGCUUUCUUGGAUAGUUACAUAACAAUCUAGCCUUGUUU